AAACUGUUAAAAUCGAUAGUGUAAAUCCUCUCCACGUGAUUAAGAUAUUUAAAUAUUUUCGUUGUGAUCAUUCAAAAGUAAUAUGUUGGAUUAUUCUUAAAUCAAUAAGGCAGCGACAGGUAGAUAGACCUGUGGUGUACCUCACUCUGGAUUAUCUGACCGCUGAUAACAGCCGUAUAAAGACCGUAUUGAUUUUGUCACACAAAAAUGAAGCCAUAACGAGGGGAUUUACUGGUAUAAAGAUCUAAUGGAGAGCGUCAAGACAUUCCCGGUCAAGUGGAAACAGCUAUGUCGAACAAACGCCAGGAUCAAGUUGGAACAAAUGGAUUUUUUAUUUGGACAUAUGGAAAGUUUUACAUGUUUUGCUUUAUUGCAGUUAUAUGUUUUUUCCUAUUGGAAUAUGCGGACUUCUCGGGAUCAAUUAGUAUUCAAACUUUACCAAAAAUGAUCAAACACAGUGAAAUGAAAGAGAUUCAUCAAGAUGUAUUAUUAGGAGUAACCAAAGGCUUGCGUUUUCCCCGGAAAACGACAGUGAGUACUGUAGCUAAAAAUACGGCAACAAAACCGAUCUCUGCUAAACAGGUUACUGCUAGACAAUCAAAUAGUAGUCAGGAUUUGACUGACUUCAAAAAGACACAUUUUAUGACCGCCAAUGGUAAAGGUCGUCUUGGAAACCAACUAUUUCAAGUAGCUUGUCUCAUUGGUACCGCAUACCGCCAUAAUUACACACCGUUUAUUCCACGUAACCAUCGCCUGAACCGUGUAUUAGACCUGAAACAAGCAAGGGACAUACACAUGACAAAUACUGCUAGCUUAGGGGAGGGAAAAGCAAUGGCUUACAACAGUCAAGUUGAAGCAUUAUCCCAUGAUAAAAACUGGACGUUAAAUGGAUAUUUUCAAUCAUGGAAAUAUUUUCAUCAUUGCAGACAUGAAAUCACCAGCUCGUUUAAAUUUAAGCAAAAUACAAAAAGAAAAGUGAUUGAAAUUCUUAAGACAGUCAAUGCCAAAGGACGGCCAUUGAUAGGUGUACACAUUAGGAGAGGUGAUAUGUCGACGAGUUUUGAAAUGAAACGAGGCUACAAUGUAGCAACACCAGAAUUUAUUACAAAAGCAUUUUCAUAUUUUAGAAACAAUACAAACAAACCUUUAUUCUUAGUUGUGUCUGAUGAUCCCCGGUGGUGUAAAGCUCAUGUUCAAGGACCGGAUGUUAUAUACGCAGGAACCGGAAGUCCGGAAACUGACAUGGUGUUAUUAACAUUUUGCAAUCAUACAAUUAUCACCUCUGGAUCGUUCGGGUGGUGGGGGGCAUAUCUAAGUGGGGGUAAAACAGUUUAUUUCAGUGAUUUUCCUCGUAAGGGAAGCUGGCUAGCUUCAAUAUAUAACCGUGACGAUUACUAUCUCCCAGAAUGGAUUGGGAUGCAAUAGAUAUGUAUAUGCUGGUGUGAGCGUUUUAGUGUUUGACAUUAAUGUCGAAUGUUUAAAAAAAUAACACUUUACGUUAGUGACGUCAUUAUUUCCCUUAGGAUGUACUUACUUGUCUGAUGUUCGGACUCCUUUAUUUUUUUCCUACGAUACAAAGUAAAAUAUUUUGCCCCAUAACACUCAUUUUUCUUUUCAUAUAAGACUUCAAUAGCCCAUAAAAGGUCAUUUACCAAAAUUUAAGCAGAUUCUAGAAUUCUAUUAUUUCAAUUAGAGACCCAAAUAAUACCGAUGCAAAUAUAGAGUAAAAGUCCGAGCCAGCCUUUUCCCUUCAUCUUUGAAAAAUUAGAUAUCUGGAAAAGGAGCUCCAUAACCUAUCAAUAUUUUUAGCUUAUUUUGUUCCUUUGCUUAUGUUCUUCUGACUUAUAGUAUAAAUUUUGAAUUCUAGAUUUUUUUAAUUCACCUAAGUACAUGCUUAAGCAUGCAACAGAACAAACAAUCCGUCUAAACUUGUGCCACCUGUGCACAGAUUAAGCUGUUUUAAUGACAAAUAAGUAAUUUGAACACCUGAUUAUUUGAAUAUAUUUUCGUAAAAUUAAAAUUGAACUGACCAGUUGCAAAAAAGUGGUUAAUGUUGGGUUGUUGUCUCUUUGACACAUUCCCCAUUUCCAUUCUCAAUUUCAUUAAAACACGAGUUGUACCGUCUGUAAAUUACUGUUGAAAGUACAUGGUCAAAAUAUAGAUCAGUAUAAAUGGGUAGCUCAAGAAGGGUUUCGUGGAUUGUAGUCCUCCUUUUUUCAAAUAUUUUUUAAGCGUCAAAAUCGACAAAAACAGCCGUAAACCUUAUUUUACCUGAUGGAACCACGCUUGGAAAAAAUCAUAAAUCCACGCAUGAGACUCUUUUCACAAAAAGUCUUACGACUUAUAUUGUUCGUAAGUUAAUUUUUUUCUCGUAAGAUGUUUUGUGAAUACCGUCGUUUUCUGUUUGCAUUUUUUUUUUAGGGAGCGUGGGGAGGUAAUGGGAGGGUCACUCUUUCAAUUGACAUUAUUUACGUUUGCAUUUCCCAUUAUUGAUGAAGAGAUGCGUAAUGAACGUGGUUUCUCGUGCAAAUCUAUUAGAACAUUACGAACCAUCGAAACUUUUUCAAUCCCUUGUGAGAGAACGUGUUGGGUGAGAACAAGAGAGCAAGAUUAUGAACUUUGAGUGGUAUUUUGGAACUCAGUAUAUUUAGUUUUAUCAAUUAAAUUAUCACGACCAAAAAUAUCAUGAACAUAUGCAGUAUUCGCGAAUGUUAAGAAUUUAAAAUAUUUGUCAUUGCCUUAAUAAUUUUAUCGGAGAAGUGUGAACUAUGAACUAUCGAUGCAUGAAUUAUUUUUACCAAAUCUAUUUAUGCAAAUUAUUAUUUUUAUAAGUUUUGUUAAUAAAAUAAAGAU
This is a messenger RNA of Mytilus californianus (California mussel), 2853 nucleotides long. Its product is annotated as galactoside alpha-(1,2)-fucosyltransferase 2-like. Gene Ontology annotation, molecular function: galactoside 2-alpha-L-fucosyltransferase activity. Bases 289 to 1425 code for a protein of 378 amino acids. Gene Ontology annotation, biological process: carbohydrate metabolic process. The record is from RefSeq and is a predicted model, not a curated record. Gene Ontology annotation, cellular component: membrane. NCBI's taxonomy places the organism in Eukaryota, Metazoa, Mollusca, Bivalvia, Mytilida, Mytilidae. The transcript has 3 exons.